AUGAAGUACACUAUCCUCCUUGCGCUCUGCGUUGCUGGCACGAUGGCGGCGGUGCCCGCCGACGUCGCCAAGCUGUUCGGGCUGACGCCGCACGAGCUGAACAACAUCUGCGAUCUUGGCCCUUGCGUUAACAAUGCGUGCCCGGCCACGGCCAGAGGCCGUUACUGGUGUUGCCCGUACGGCGGUAUGUGCUGCCGUGACAUCCCGAUGGCCACGGACAAGCCGGGCUGUGCCGACAUGAAAAACCUCAUGACUGGCGACUCGGACUGCGAGGCCAAGAAGUCGCUGUGCAAAGACCCGAACUAUGUCGACCUGAUGAAGGAGCAAUCCCCUCUUCUGGAGGCGGAUCCGGAUAUCGGCAAGCGUCGGCCGCGGGCUUGGCACGGGCAACCCCGGAAUGCGCUCGGCAACAGAUGGGCGCAGCUGGUCGUCGACAAUGCCGUGCAGAACGCCCCCGAGGAGGAGCUGAAAGAGCCAGCCGAGAUCCGAGAAGACGAGCAGCAAAAGCAGGCGACGGUGGAUCCAAAGGAUGACGAGGACCGAAUGGAGGACGACCCGGCAGAUGAGGAGAACCCAGAGGCGUUUGAAGAAAUGGCGCGGAUCGAGGAAGAAGGCCAUCGAAAAAGAGGAAAUCUGCCCAGAGCUCGCGCCCUACGCAGCAGAAAAGAUGGAUCCCCUCUUCUGGAGGCGGAUCCGGAGAUCGGCAAGCGUCGGCCGCGGGUUUGGCGUGGGCAGCCACGGAAUGCGCUCGGAAACAGAUGGGUGGCAAAGGAGAAGGUGGUUGACGAUGACGAGGACGAUGACGAGGACAUGAACCAGGGCGCGGUGGAGGACGACCCGGCAAAUGAGGAGAAGAAUGAGAUGGUCAAGUUCGAAGCAAACGACAACUACCCACUUCUUUUUGAGGACCAAAGAUCGGUCUUGUCGCAGCCGAACAGUGAUGACGAGGACUGGGGGUCAAUCUCGGAUUCUGACGUCUACCGGUCGCGCACACACUCGAUACGGGCCAGGCUUUCGGCCGGAAGUGAUGACGAGGGGCCCAGGAUGACCAAAUUGGCGUAUCGACGAAAGCGCGGUGGCGACUGGAAGAAGGUGGGAGCUGCUGAAAUCAAGAAAGAAGCAGCGGCUGAUGAGGAUGAGCUGGAAGUCAACGUCAAGGAGGAACUGUCCGGGGCGGCUGGUCACGUUAUUACAACGACAUAUGACGUGAAAUGGACCGUCAUGCACUUUGAGCACUUGCCCUCGUGGCUUCAGGAUAACGAGUUUUUGCGACACGGUCAUCGUCCACCACUGCCAUCGUUUGCCGAGUGUUUCAAGAGCAUCUGGAGUCUGCACACCGAGACCGGCAACAUUUGGACCCAUUUGCUAGGAUGCGUCGCCUUCUUCCUGCUCGCCGUCUGGUUCCUGACGCGCCCAGAAAAUCACAUUCAGCUCCAGGAAAAGGUCGUGUUCUCGUUCUUCUUCGUGGGCGCCAUCCUGUGUCUCGGCCUCUCCUUCGCCUUCCACACGCUGUCCUGCCAUUCCGUUGGCGUUGUGAAAAUAUUUUGCAAGCUUGACUACAUGGGUAUCUCGCUGCUCAUCAUCGGGUCGUUCAUCCCCUGGAUAUACUACGGGUUCUACUGUCGACGGGAGCCACAAAUUGCGUAUAUAGCACUGGUCUGCAUUCUCGGCGCGGCCGCGAUCACGGUUUCGAUGUGGAACAAAUUCUCCGAGGGUCGCUUCCGGCAGCUGCGAGCUGGCGUGUUCGUGGCCAUGGGAUGCUCCGGUGUCGUGCCCACGGUGCACUACAUCAUCACGGACGGCGUACCUUCACUGUUCAACGAGAACUCGUUCCACUGGCUGCUGCUGAUGGCGGCCCUGUACCUGAUCGGGGCCGGGCUGUACGCCACGCGCACCCCCGAGCGUUUCUUCCCCGGAAAAUGUGAUAUUUGGUUCCAGUCCCACCAGCUGUUCCACACUUGCGUCGUGAUUGCGGCCUUCGUUCACUACUACGGGAUAUAUGAGAUGGCGCUGGCUCGGCUGAAUCAGAAGUGCCCCGCCGAACUCGACGCCACCGACGCCAACCCCUUCAUCCACCCCGAGCUUGAUGAUCUCGCCUAUUUCGACCAAAUCCAGAACACCGUCGUCAAGCUGGCGCUGGCGCGUCCGAAGCCAGGUGUUUUUCAGGGCCACAUCAAUUACAUGCUGAUCGUGGCGACGGUCGUCGACAUCUCGCUGUUUGCCGUCAGCUCGAACGGGCAUGAAGUCUGCGUCACGCCGGAUGCCAUCUACAAGGUUGAUCUCGAAAAUUCCAUCGUCAACGAUAUUGUCGCCACCGACAAUGGGCGUAUCUUUUUCGUGGCGGACGAUGCGCUCUUCGAGCUCGAAUACACGGAUAGCGCGUGGUUCGGCAAGAACUGCAAGAAGAUCAACCGGUCCACAAAUCUCCUCCAGAGCUUCAUCCCAUUCCUGCAGCCCGUUGCUGAGGAGAUCCUCCAAGUGUGCAUCGAUCGCUCCCGCAACAUCCUCUACACGCUGUCGGUGAAGGGUUCGAUCAACGUAUACGAUCUGGGCAUCAACGAGAAGACGUGCACGCGAGUGGCAACGAUGGCCGCCGAGCAUAUUAAGCACGUCGCCUCGCAACUCACCAAAGGGCAGCACGACCCCAGCCUCUUCAGCCCGAUCAUCUCCAUUUCGGUCAUCCCGGCCGAGGGCUCGCAUUAUUUGCAUUUGGGCACCGAAGCCACCGAAAUUGACAGACUCUGGAAGACGGUGGGCGACAUCAACUCGUUGGUGCUGCUCCUCUCGUUGCUCUCGUCGGAGAAGCCGAUUGAUCAGGCGCAACAGGAUAAGGUCAUGCGCUUGUUCCACUCGCAAAAGGACCAGCCGGAGAUGGUCGACUACGAUCAGGGCGUGUCGCGCGUCUGGAACGAGGCCAACGACUCGUUCAGGGACUGGACCAAUCGAAUGCCAUCCCCUCUGCGCUCGUCAACACCGUUCGUCGACAAGCGCAUCAGCAACAACUCGUUCAACGGCAUGAGCCCCGGCGGCCAGGACUACUCAUUCGUCCAGGGCUCCUCGACCCAGCAAUUCCGCGCCUCGAAACGCCACGAUGCCCUCUACGCCUAUUUUGCUCGCCUGGUCGUGCCGCUGUGGAAUCAACCCCUUGUUCAAAAGGUUGAGGAUGCGUUGUUUCCAUUGGUUUCGGCGACGACGCUCAAUUGGAUGUCCCACCAGCUGCGGCUCUUCCGCAUGGCCAUCAACGACAACAACCUGAUCGCCCAGCCGACCCCUGCCGUCGACCACAACAACAUGAACGCCAAAUUCCAAGCCGAGGCGUUCGCCCGUGAACAUGCGUCUCUGGUGUCCCUCGCCGAGCUCGUCGACCGCACCCUUGAAGCCCUGGCACUUUGGGCCGAAGCCGUCUCCCACGAGCUCCCAGCCGUCUCUGCCAGUCUUGAUGCCCAGGCCAUUACACAACUCUCUGGCCGUCGCCUCUCCGACCUGGUCACCAACGACACCCACCUCAACCAGUACAUCAUCCGCGGCCUCAUACGCUUCUUCCUGAACGACGAGGCCGGCGCGGGCAUACUGUCGGAGCGGUUGCGCAAUGUUUGCCCGACGUUGUACAGCAAAGAAGACGCGCUGCUGACGAACGCCGUCGAACUGCUCGACCGGGCCCGGCGUUCGGGCCCGAGCCCGCAAACACGCAAGCUCGUCGACCAAGCCGUCGAGUACAUGAAGCAGUCCAUCUCCAAGGUGCCACUUCCCAGCGUCGCCAUCGAGUUGAUGGAGUUAAAAGCCUACGAUUCGUUGGUCGAGCUGGCGAUCCGGCGCGCCGAAUGUGACGACACGUCGAAGCUGGCCGUCGAGGCGUUCCGGAACAACAUCGCCCGCACCGAGGUCAACAAGAAGAUGGCCGACGCCGUCAAUAGAAGGGAAGACGCCUACCGUAUCAUCACGCGCGCUCUUGAAGAAGUCGGCGGCACGGCGGACACGGUGACGGCGCGUGAUCAAAUCAAGCAAGCCGUCUUGGCCAGCGACGACGAGCUCGCCCACGCCACGCUGUUCCGUCCAAUUCGCGGUACAUCGAGGGUUUUGAGUCACGAGAUGGCCCGUGGGGGCAGCUACAAAUACAUCGACUUGUUGUGGAAGUACUUUGAGAAAACGGGCUCCUACGACAAGGCUGCGACGUUGUUGCGAAGACUGGCCGAGGACAAUACAUUCCCCGACAUCACCUUGGAGCAGCGGAUCGCCCACCUGUCGCACGCCAUCAUCUGCGCCGCUUCUGCGAGCGACCCGAAAAUCCGCCAGGGCAUCCAGGAGUUGCGCGACAAGCUCGACGUGGCCAACGUGCAGCUCAGCGCCAAACAAGUCUUGGCGCGUGUCAACACCCCGGAGUACCGCAAGAUUGCCGCCGAGCUCGAUCGUCAGCUGUUUUUGCUACAGGACAUUUGCGAGCGCUACAUCCAGCCCUACGGCCUGCACCGCGUGAUGCUGGCCGCAUUCUCCUGCGCCAACCACUACAAGGAGGACGACAUUCAGGCCCUGUGGAUCGAGAUUUUGGAGCAGGGUCGGUGCUUU
Messenger RNA from Mesorhabditis spiculigera, 4563 nucleotides. The record is from the annotation of a GenBank genome assembly. Lineage: Eukaryota; Metazoa; Nematoda; Chromadorea; Rhabditida; Rhabditidae.